AUCGAUCGCAUUCCUGUGUGAGUUUACGAUGAUACUGUUUCGAGUAGGAAUAACCUAUCGCUACCUGAACACGAUUCGGAGUGUACAACAAUUUCUCCGACAGCAUUUCGAUGACUCUCGGAAUCCUGAUAGAAAGCGGACCUACCGUAAGAUCCGUCUGGUUGUAGUGACGCUUGUGGUCACAUAUGUAUUCGUCCUUUUCAUGCAACUAAUUUUUGGUGUCUUUGAAGAACCUUUUUUUGUUGCCCCUCCACAUCUGCUUAAGUGGAGGUUUUUAGCAAUAUGGUUCAAGUGCAAAAUACACGUUACAUUCGAUGCAAUAUUCAGUUCGAUCUUUGCGGCAAAUCUGACGAUCAUCAAUACGUAUUUGAUUGCGUUUGAUGUUGAAAUGAAGAGAAAUGCGGCUUCUUUCGAAAAAAUGAUAGGGAAGAUCGACAAAACGGUUGAAUCGAAGACUGUCAACACUCCGGAGCUGUCAGUUAGACAACGCGAGAUGAUCACAGAAUUGCGGUUUGUAAGGAUUUUAAAACGAGAACUUUUCAGCCUUAUCAAAAACCAAAUCGACAUGGUGGAUCAAUUGCAUGAUCUGAAAAAAUUUCUGAACACAACUUUUAUGUGUAUGUUCUACACUCAGAUGGUAGUAUCAGGAUGCCUGUUGUUUUUCAUAACUUUAGAGAAAUUAACCAUUCUGGCUAUGGUACUGCUAUCCUAUGGCUUCACAGGGGUGCUCGAAUGCUUCUGGUAUUGUCAACUAACGAAUAACCUGAACGAGUCGAAUCAAGCGGUUGGAUAUGCCGCAUACUGUAUGGAAUGGUCCCAUAGGCUUCACUAUCACCCGGCAGCACACGCAGAUUAUCGGGAGAUUCGCAACGGCUUGCUGAUUAUUAUGAUCAACUCGCAGAAAAAGUUGGGCAUCAGUUGCGGUGGGAUGUUCGAGAUGUCGAUUGAGGCCUUCUCAGUUUUCAUGAAAAUGACCUACAAUUGUUUAAUGUUUUUACUGAAUUCUACCUGA
This is a messenger RNA of Wyeomyia smithii (pitcher-plant mosquito), 1012 nucleotides long. RefSeq lists its product as uncharacterized. Gene Ontology annotation, cellular component: plasma membrane. Gene Ontology annotation, molecular function: olfactory receptor activity; odorant binding. Gene Ontology annotation, biological process: detection of chemical stimulus involved in sensory perception of smell; sensory perception of smell. Bases 29 to 1012 code for a protein of 327 amino acids. Lineage: Eukaryota; Metazoa; Arthropoda; Insecta; Diptera; Culicidae. The record is from RefSeq and is a predicted model, not a curated record. The transcript is spliced from 2 exons.